AGCGGGUGGUUAUCUUUACAGAGAGUGUACACACACGCACACACAACCAGAGCCCCGUACCCCCCCAGUGGUCAUUUUGAGGCCACGGUGUCAGUGAGACUGGAGCCCUGGUACUCGUACACCCACUGGUACCCCAUGGCCUCGUCCCAUGUGAAGAGGGACGUCCUGGAGCCAGUGCCCAAGAUGCAGCCGGCCAUGAUGCUGUUCUCCAGCAGGUACUGGUCCCGCAGGGGGAUGUCCCUGGACUCGGCCAUGUUGGAGCAGCGCGGCCAGGGCCAGCCUCAACGCCACACAGGCGGCCAGAUGUCCCGGCGGUCCUCCUUCUGCCCCAUCAACGAGCACCCGGAGAAGGAGAACGCAGUGGAGUCCGGCCAGACGGCCGUGGUGUUCUCCCUGAAGGACGAGGUGGGCUGCCUGCUCAAAGCACUGCGCAUCUUCCAGGAGAAGCAUGUCAAUCUGAACCACAUCGAGUCCCGUAAGUCCAAGCGCGUGGCCCGCGAGGUGGAGAUCUACGCCGACUGCAGCUGCAGUAAGAAGGAGUUCAACGACCUGCUGCAGCACCUCAAGGACCACGUCAACAUCAUCUCCUACAACACCCCCGCCCAGCUCUGGUCCACUGAGGCUGACGACGAGGAUGUUCCGUGGUUUCCAAUGAAGAUCUGCGACCUGGACCAAUGCUCGAAGAGAGUGUUGAUGUACGGGUCCGAACUGGAUGCCGAUCAUCCAGGGUUCAAGGACAAUGUGUAUCGCCAGCGGAGAAAAUACUUUGUGGAGGUGGCGAUGGAUUAUAAAUCCGGACAGCCUAUCCCUCGCGUCGAAUACACCCAAGAGGAAAUCAAAACUUGGGGCGUCGUCUUCAGGGAACUCACCAAACUAUACCCCACCCAUGCCUGUCGGGAAUACCUCAAAAACCUCCCCCUCCUGACCAAGUUCUGUGGUUACAGAGAGGACAAUAUACCGCAGUUGGAAGACGUUUCUGUUUUUCUUCGAGAAAGGUCUGGCUUCACUGUGCGUCCCGUAGCCGGCUACCUCUCGCCCAGAGAUUUCUUGGCAGGUCUGGCCUAUCGGGUGUUUAACUGCACCCAGUAUAUCCGCCACAGUGUGGAUCCUCUCUACACACCUGAACCAGACACGUGUCACGAGCUUCUGGGCCACGUGCCGCUCUUGGCCGAUCCGAAGUUCGCCCAGUUCUCCCAGGAGAUCGGACUGGCGUCCCUCGGAGCCUCUGAUGAGGACGUGCAGAAACUGGCCACGUGCUAUUUCUUCACCAUUGAGUUUGGCUUGUGCAAGCAGGACGGACAACUGAGAGCUUACGGCGCCGGGUUACUGUCUUCUAUAGGAGAGCUGAGGCAUGCCCUGUCUGACCAGGCCCGUGUGAAGAUGUUUGACCCGCGGACCACCUGCAACCAGGAGUGCCUGAUCACCACCUUCCAGGAGGUCUACUUUGUCUCCGAGAGCUUCGAGGAGGCUAAGGAGAAGAUGAGGGAUUUUGCCAAGACUAUUAAAAGGCCUUUCUCGGUGUACUACAACCCUUACACCCAGAGCAUCGACCUGCUCAAAGACACCCGGAGCAUAGAGGACGUGGUCCAGGAUCUCCGGAGCGACCUCACCACCGUGUGUGAUGCUCUGGGCAAAAUGAACACCUACUUGGGCAUUUGAGUUCGUCGGCUCUCUGCUGCCCCCUGUCUCGCUUUGUAUGUAAUGACGCCACACACACUGCUUCUACUAGAGCUCCAGAAAAAGGUUUAGCUUGAGCUUUAAUUAAUCUAUUCUAUGUUAAGAUAUGACCAGGACACACAGUAGUAUCUGCAUAAAUGUUAAGAAAUGUGUAAUGGGUAAUCGUAACAAUCACAUGCAUCAGUAGAUAAUCUACAACACCAAGAAAACAGUUCUGUAGCUUGGACUCGUUGAUGUUGCUUGCUAUCUGUCAUUUCUAUCUGUCAUUUCUAUUUAAGUUCAAUAAUAAACCAAAUCGAUGUUC
Messenger RNA from Gadus macrocephalus (Pacific cod), 1981 nucleotides. It is a transcript of the gene tph2, whose product is annotated as tryptophan hydroxylase 2 (tryptophan 5-monooxygenase). Gene Ontology annotation, cellular component: neuron projection. Gene Ontology annotation, biological process: serotonin biosynthetic process; aromatic amino acid metabolic process. NCBI's taxonomy places the organism in Eukaryota, Metazoa, Chordata, Actinopteri, Gadiformes, Gadidae. The record is from RefSeq and is a predicted model, not a curated record. Bases 136 to 1659 code for a protein of 507 amino acids. The transcript has 11 exons. Gene Ontology annotation, molecular function: tryptophan 5-monooxygenase activity; iron ion binding.